Candidula unifasciata is the source of this 2079-nucleotide messenger RNA. The record is from the annotation of a GenBank genome assembly. NCBI's taxonomy places the organism in Eukaryota, Metazoa, Mollusca, Gastropoda, Stylommatophora, Geomitridae.
AUGGCCGCUGAAUUAUCAGAGCAGGAAGAGAAGAUUAUUCAGCAGUUUUUAGAAGAAAUCAACAUUUGUCAGGAAAGUCGCAAGAGAUCGCCAGUAUCAUGGAGUACGGGCUGCAAGUUUCUUAUGGCUCGCAAAUUUGAUCUGAAAAGAGCUAUAGAUUUAUUUUUUUCUCAUGAGUUAACUCGUGAAAAAGAAGAUUUACUUUUGAUUGACGCUUCAGAUCGGUUCCUGCAAAAAGAACUUUCUACAGAAAAAUUUUCUAUAUUGCCUGGCAGAGACAAAAGCUGUGCAGCUGUGGCACUGUUCUCUGCUAGACUUCAUAACCCAUCCCAGACCACUCACCAGGUGGUGCUCAAGUCUCUCAUCUAUCAGCUGGAUGCUGCCUUGGAAAGCAUCGAAACACAGCGUAAUGGACUGGUGUUUAUCUACGACAUGACAGAAUCAAAAUAUGCUAACUUUGAUUAUGACCUCAGCAUUAAAAUAUUAAAUCUCUUAAAGGGUGCAUACCCAGCACGAUUGAAACGAGUUCUGAUAGUCACUGCACCCCUAUGGUUCAAAGCGCCUUUCAAGAUUUUACGACUGUUUGUAAAAGAAAAAUUAAGAGAUAGGGUUUACACAGUCAGCAUUUCUGAAUUGUGCUCAUAUAUACCUAAAGAAACAUUGCCUGUUCAACUGGGAGGUGCUCAAGAGCCUUGCCACAAAGUCUGGCUUCAGUUCUGCUACCAGUGCGCCACCAACCAGCAGCCAGAUCCAGCUGCAUAUUUCAUUUCCUGUUCGGGUGCUGGGCGGCGCUCCAUAUCCCGAAGUAUAUCCACAGACACUGACAAUCACAUUAGUGAUUUUGACUCUGAAAGUUCGAAAGACACUGUAAAUGAGAAACAUACAAAUGAAGACAGAGAGAAGGAGAAAGAAGACCAGGACAGUGUGUUAGAGAAAGAAGACAAUACAUUGUCCGUCAAUGGUAAAGAAAGGGAAGAUGGGUUAGUCAGUAGCAAACGGAAGACUUCUGAAUCUCAUAAACUUAGUUCUGAUUUAUCUGCUGUUAAUGAGCUUGUUGCCAAUGACAUGCCAAGGAAGAAGAGGCCACUGUCAUCUGGUUCCAAUAUACUAGACGACUCUAUUCACAUGCCAGAUGAUUCUGGCACCACCGUAGAAGAGCUUAUAUCAAAAGUCAACGCAUUCAAGAGAAAAGGUCUUUUCUCUGAGUAUGCAUCAAUCAAAAUGGAGCAGCCUACUGGAACUUUCAAUGUUUCUAAGUUGAAAGCAAACCUUUCCAAAAACAGAUACACAGAUGUUUUGUGCUUCGAUCACAGCAGAGUUAUCCUUCAAGCUACAGACGACGACCCCAACUCUGAUUACAUCAAUGCUAAUUAUGUGGAUGGUUACAUGCAGAAAAAUGCAUUCAUCUGCACUCAAGGCCCUCUUCCUAAGACAUUUGUCGACUUUUGGAGGAUGAUUUGGCAGAAUCAGUCUCGUGUUAUUGUCAUGACAACUAGAACCAUUGAAAGGUCAAGAAUGAAGUGCGGUCAGUACUGGCCCAGUGAUGAACAAGCGGAUGAACAGUUUGAGGAGUUUAUUGUUUACAAUAAUGGCAUCAGUGAAAAUCAAGAUUUUACAGAGACCCAGCUGAUGCUUCAUAACACAAAUACAGGAGAAUCUCGUGUGAUCACACAUUUACAGUUCACAAGCUGGCCUGAUUAUGGAGUGCCACCGGCAGCCCCAUUUCUGGACUUCUUGUUCAGGGUCCGGUAUGUCCAGGAAGCGGCAACAAGGGAAAUGGGAGCUGCCUGGACAGGACAUCCUUUGGGACCCCCUAUUGUUGUUCAUUGCAGUGCUGGUAUUGGUCGCACAGGAACAUUUAUUACAGUGGACAUUUGUUUGCGUCGACUGGAGGAUGUUGGCACUGUUGACGUUAAAGAAACUGUCCGGAGAAUCAGGUCCCAGAGAGCAUUUUCAAUACAAAUGCCAGAUCAGUAUGUGUUCUGUCACCAAGCAGUGUUUGAGCAGGCUCAGAGACAGGGUCUUGUCAACAUCAUGGAGCAUAUCUCCCUAGAUGACAACGAUACAGACAGCGACUGA